Drosophila biarmipes is the source of this 940-nucleotide messenger RNA. RefSeq lists its product as uncharacterized. Bases 73 to 861 code for a protein of 262 amino acids. Lineage: Eukaryota; Metazoa; Arthropoda; Insecta; Diptera; Drosophilidae. The record is from RefSeq and is a predicted model, not a curated record. The transcript has a single exon.
AUGAAUUUUAUUUCAUUGUGAAAACUCCAACAAAGUCAGCAAUUUUGUAAUUGAAAUAAGAGUAUACAAUACAUGAAGAUGUCCAACGUCAAAGAAGUUUGCAAAGCAGGAAGAGAAGAGAGCAUCCUUAAAGUGGCGAAGACAAAUAUGAUUACAUCCCAGGAAUGCAUGAAGCUGAAGAGGGAUCUGGAGUCCGCGGAUAGCGGGGAUGCUUUUGAAGUUAGUCCCAUGAUCCUCUGCCUGAUGCUUACCUUUCUGCUUUUUGUGAUCGGUUUCUGGAUUUGGCUGGUCUCAAGAAGCUGCCUUUUCACCCAACCCGCGGAGGCUGAGAAAAAAGGCGCGACAACACAACGACUUUCAGGGGGCUCAACACCGAGGUCCAAGUCCCCAAAAAUUCGUUUUUUGGACGGACCUACUCACAACAAAGCUUCUUCUGCUAGCAGACUCCAAAAAGGCAGCUCGGACAUCAGACCAAUGGGCAUUUGUAGGGAUAUUUCUUAUGGAGGUGGCAAUCAAGGCAUUUUAAAGGCCAACUACUGUACUUUAAUACAGUUGCCAGAAACAUCGCCAAUCCCAGUACAUACAGCCGCAGAAACUGAGUCGGGGGCUGUUACGGAAACAAUAUCAUCAAUGCAAAGAGCCAACGAAUCUUCUCCAACUUACGGUGGCCCAAGAAUCUUGGGCUCUAGAGAUGACACGGGAUUGGAUGUGCCCUCCAGUCAAGCGGUAGCUGGGUCACCAUUAAACUACGACAGUAUGCCGCCGAAUUUUGGGAGGGAAAGCUCUUCGCCCAAGAGAAAGUACACUAUAAAGUGGGCCAAUUUAAUGAGGCGCGGUCGAAAGAAUCUCUCAGAAACUUAAGGUAUUGAGGUCUUGUAUUGAUACACUUCAAACUGAUCAUUUUUACUAGCUUCAAUUAAAACAAAAUACUAAUAUUAAA